CGAACUCCCCGCAGCGACGGGCGAUGGUGGAGCAGUACCGGCGGGAGACGGUCAUGGGAACCGGGGUCGCCGAGCGCAAGGUGCUGGGCAUGGCGUCCAAGGAGAAGAUCGACGACAUCAUCGCGAGCGGAGGGUACUACGAGGAGGCCUUCGGGCGAGACUCGAAGCACUUCCCGGCGACGGGCCUGCGGCGAACGGCGGCGUACGGCAAGGUAGGUGCGAUGGGUCUCGGCGCGAAGGACAGGGCCAACGGCAUCGGCCUGGACUACACCGAGGGCGCGCUCGCGUUCAAGGCCAAGGACCACAGGCCAAUCAAAUCGAGUUUGGGCGUCGACGCGAAGACGACGCCGGCGGAGCACUCGCGCCUGUGCCAACUCGUCGCCCCCGAGGCGCCGUCGCUGCCCACGGACCGCGGCUGGUCCAUCAUGGGAAGGAGGACGGGGGGCGGGAACAUGAUGGGCGGGAACCCUAAUAAGUCAUCCGCGUUCGACGGCGAGGACACCGCGAUGAACGCGGCGCUCCCGGCGCCGGCGCCAAUGGACAAAUCGCCAAAGGGGAUGCGACCCGGGGAUAGGCGCGACUCCGCGUACCUCCGCUCGGAGAACGCGACGCCGAACGGUCGUGACGGCACGAAAGCGUUUGACACGGCGUCACCCCACCAACGCGGGACCCACGAAGGGAGCGGCGGGCCCGGACGAAGGGAUGGCGGACGAAGAGGAGAAGGAGCUAAAGCGGGUGACGGGACGGAGGACUCAACGUCGGUGCUCGCGACGCUGUACGGCGCCGGCGACGCGGUGCGGCAACUGAGUUUGGCGGAGCGCAAGGCGCUGUUCGAGGUUGGGGUACACGAGCACGUGUCCGCGCUGACGGAGCUGCUGUUCCCGGAGGAGGACGGCGUGAGCCCGCGGGUCAACAUAGACGUAUCCGUGUAACCAGUCCGGCGGCUUUGUCG
Micromonas commoda is the source of this 952-nucleotide messenger RNA. RefSeq lists its product as hypothetical. The record is from RefSeq and is a predicted model, not a curated record. NCBI's taxonomy places the organism in Eukaryota, Viridiplantae, Chlorophyta, Mamiellophyceae, Mamiellales, Mamiellaceae. The coding region runs from base 24 to 932 and encodes 302 amino acids. The transcript has a single exon.